Lycium barbarum (goji berry) is the source of this 1299-nucleotide messenger RNA. RefSeq lists its product as uncharacterized. Bases 1 to 1299 code for a protein of 432 amino acids. NCBI's taxonomy places the organism in Eukaryota, Viridiplantae, Streptophyta, Magnoliopsida, Solanales, Solanaceae. The record is from RefSeq and is a predicted model, not a curated record. The transcript has a single exon.
AUGACGAAAGGGAAUCAGUGCUACUUAAGAAAUUUGGGGGAGACUCUGUCAAAGGGGGCUAUGAUUUGGUAUCAUAACUUGCCCGAUCACUCGAUUGAUUCAUUUGCCAUGCUCGCUGAUGCUUUCGUUAAGGCCCAUGUCGGGGCCAUCAAGGUCGAAACUCGAAAAUCGAACUUGUUCAACGUUAAGCAACGAGAUGACGAGACCCUCCGCGAGUUUGUGGCUCGAUUUCAAAUGGAGCGCAUAGACUUACCUCCAGUGACUCACGAUUGGGCCAUUCAGGCUUUCACCCAGGGGCUCAAUUUGAGGAGCUCGAUCACAUCUAUGGAGCUAAAACAAAAUCUGAUAGAAUACUCGGCGAUCGCCUGGGCUGCUUUAGUAUCAUGGCAUUUCGGUAAACGGAGUGAUCGCUCGAGGAGAGUGGUAGAUCGAGAUUCCAGAUCAUCAUAUGACAGGUACCAGCCUUACCCACUCGAUCGAAGGGGGAACGGGCGCAACAGUGAAUCAGGCAAGAAUGAUAGGAGGACCGAUCGAAGGAAUGAUCGAGGCCAAAAUAGCCGUGGUUUGAUAAACAGAAAUGCUGUCGAUAGAGCCCCGGGAAACAGAGAAACUCCAAGGUUAUCCGAAUACAACUUUUGCGUCGAUGUAGCAACUAUAGCGGCAGCCGUUAUCCGAAACAAAGAAACAAGACAUCCGAGGCCAAUCCAAUCUGAUCCAGAGAAGUGGGAUAAAAGUCUUAUUUGUGAGUAUCAUCAUACUCACGGCCAUCGAACCGAGGAUUGUCGACAGCUGAGAGAGGAGGUCUCCCAUCUGUUCAAUUUGGGACAUCUUCGAGAAUUCCUAAGUGAACGAGCAAAAACCCAUUUUAAAAACCUGGACUCCAACAAGCAGGAUCGGCCGGAAGAGCCUCAGCAAGUGAUACACAUGAUCAUGGGAGGAAAUGACGUCCCCAUUGGGCCGGUUCUAAAACGCAUAAAAAUUUCCAUAACAAUGGAAAAGUGCAUCUGGAUCGAUGACCCCGAUGGCCCCAUCACAUUCAAUGGCGAGGACAUGGAAGGCAUCGCCCAGCCGCAUAAUGACGCACUGGUAAUAUAUGUCCUUGCCAAUAAGUUUAGAAUUAAACGUGUGCUAAUUGAUCCAGGUAGCUCGGCUAAUAUCAUCCGAUGGAGAUUCAUGGAACAACUGGGACUAUUAGAUCAGAUCGUGUCAGCAGUACGGGUCCUCAAUGGAUUCAACAUGGCAUGCAAAACGACGAAGGGUGAGAUCACUUUACCGAUCAGUAUGGCAGGAACUACGUAG